Larimichthys crocea (large yellow croaker) is the source of this 3073-nucleotide messenger RNA. RefSeq names its product TBC1 domain family, member 20 (gene tbc1d20). The record is from RefSeq and is a predicted model, not a curated record. The coding region runs from base 571 to 1758 and encodes 395 amino acids. Gene Ontology annotation, molecular function: GTPase activator activity. NCBI's taxonomy places the organism in Eukaryota, Metazoa, Chordata, Actinopteri, Sciaenidae. The transcript is spliced from 8 exons. Gene Ontology annotation, cellular component: endoplasmic reticulum membrane. Gene Ontology annotation, biological process: endoplasmic reticulum to Golgi vesicle-mediated transport; positive regulation of GTPase activity.
ACUAAUUCAGCAGUUGUUGCUACAGCAAAUUUAAGGAAGUAAAAAAAGAAAAAAAGAAAAAACACAAGCACAUGCCUCUCUGGAUUUACAGCAGAAUUAGUACAAUUAGGUAGGAAAAAUACACAUGUAACGGCGAAAGUAAUCGAGUAAAUGUACUCCCUGCUCGUCACGGCCUACGUCAUCAGUGUGUCUGAGCAGGGAGGCUAGCUAAAGCUGAUGUAUCUCAUUGGUCACUUCCGUCAGUGUAAACAUGGAGCCGUGUCACCGGUGUCACCGUGUUGCUGUUUAAAAUCAGGCUUUCACCAUAGUUAUCCGGUCAAAAUGAUGAUGGCUGUGUGGAUGAAAAUAUCAGUUUCGGAACCGGGUCGAGUUUAUAACCAGCGAGCUAACACUGAAGAGCUAAGUGUCCGGGCCGUGUUUGUGUGAGGCUGGCCUUGCUAAUUAGACAGCUAGCCACACAAACAAAACAAAACAAAAAAAGAAAUCGGGCUAAAUCGAGGUUAGCCGAACAAAGGAGCAUGGCGAGUAAUGUAAUGUAACGAGGACACGUCGAGAAGAGGAGAAACCAACAUGAAGAGCUCGAGGAGUGCUGGUGCCUCGUCACCUGUGAAUGGGAAAGAAGACUGGGACACCAGACGAAAAAGGAAAUCUGCGGACAUCGCCCAGGCCCUCAGUGCCACUCCGGUGGAUGUGGCAGCUUUGAGGAGGAUGGCGAUCAGUGAAGGAGGACUGCUGACUGAUGAGAUACGCUGCCAAGUCUGGCCUCGGCUCCUCAACGUCCCUCUAAGUGUGUUGGAUCAAGAGCCAGAAACGGUAGAGCGGGAGAAUAACAAGGACUACAACCAGGUGUUGCUGGACGUCCAACGCUCCCUGCGGAGGUUCCCACCUGGUAUGCCAGAUGAGCAGAGGGAGGGUCUCCAGGAAGAGCUAAUUGACAUCAUCCUUCGAGUCCUGAAACGUAAUCCCCAGCUGCACUACUACCAAGGCUACCAUGACAUUGUUGUCACCUUCCUAUUGGUCCUGGAAGAGCGGCUUGCAACUGCUCUAGUGGAAAAGCUCUCCACGCAUCAUCUCAGGGACUUCAUGGAUCCUACUAUGGACAACACUAAACACAUUCUUAACUAUUUGAUGCCCAUCAUUGAUAGGGUCAACCCUGAGGUGCACGACUUCAUGCAACAGGCUGAGGUGGGGACAGUCUUCGCUCUCAGCUGGCUGAUCACCUGGUUUGGCCACGUACUGUCAGACUUCCGCCACGUUGUCCGGUUGUAUGAUUUCUUCCUGGCCUGCCAUCCAUUGAUGCCCAUCUACUUUGCUGCUGUGAUUGUACUGUACAGAGAAGAAGAGGUGCUGGAGUGUGAGUGUGAUAUGGCAAUGGUUCAUCACCUGCUGUCUCAGAUACCCCAGGAUCUGCCAUAUGAGACACUCAUCAGCCGAGCCGGAGACCUCUUCGUCCAGUUCCCUCCCUCUGAGCUGGCAAGAGAGGCUGCCUCACAUGAAAGCAUGGCAAGCUCUACCUUUAAGGACUUUGACCUUGCGUCUACUCAACAGCGGCCAGACUCUGUUCUCCGACGCAGGCGUAGACAGAAACAGGCUGCGCUGGAGAGCUCAGCAGCGAGCUCAGUAGUGGCCCAGCCUUCAGCAGCUCGGCGGUUUGUUCGUUUGGCUGUCAUGGGUCUGACGGUGGCUUUAGGGGCGGCGGCUCUGGCUGUGGUCAACACUGCCCUGGAGUGGGCCCCCAAACUGGACUUGUUUCCUUGAACUGCUCCUGUUUUCCACCCCUUAUGCUACAACCUUGACUGCAUCUAGCCGGUGGGUCAGUUUUCAAGAACACUUUAAUUAAUUAUUGAAACUACAAACCCUGCGGUCGAUAACACUGUCUGGAGAGUACAGCACUCUCUAAACUGAAGCAGUUAACGCUCUUUUGUCCUCCAGGAUGUCUGAACAUCCUGUGUAGGGUUCCUUUCAUGACUCCUGAAGAGGGCACACCAGUGUAACAGCACCAACUGCUGGUGCUCUAAAAUGAAGAAUCCAUCCUGUUGUAAUGGACAGACUGUAUUUCUAAGAACUAUCACUGAAGGUGUCAUUAAAGUUUAUUUAUAUAUUGGUAUUAGAAUAAUCAGAUUUUGAGUUCUACUCACAGAGAUUUAUGCUGAAAGCUUGGUGAACUCACUACACUUGAAACUGCUGCCAAUUAAGAGAGCUGGACUGAAUGUAUGAGUGUGUGUGUGCGUGUGUGUGUGUGUGUAUGGUCACAACCCAUUUGUUAUCUAUUUGAUACCUGGACUGAGACCAAAUAGAGGAUUGUUAGAAUCCUCUCUUUUUAUAAUUUAUAGGAUCGUGAGAAAACGUCUGAAGAUAUGGUCAUGACACACAGGCACUUUUUAAGGUCACCAUUUUAUUAUGUUUUUAGGUUAUUUUGUUCCUUCCAGUUGUUUGAAUAAACCUUUUUUUAGUGAAGAAAAAAAAGUAUCUUCCUCUCAUUUUCUCUAAAACAUAUCAACAGCUAUCAACCUUGACUACACACACGCUCCUGGUCGGGGUCAGCUGAAAUGAUUUUGUAUCUCAAAACACCAGAAUGGGGUACAGUGUUUAGUCGAUCUAGCAUAUCAAAAUUGUUUCACUAGCGCUUUCCAAUUACUCACUUAAUUGUUUGGUUGCACAGCCUUCGAAAUGUGUCUGUGUUUCAUGGCCCCAUUUGGAUAAGGUUAUGUUCUCUGCGUCACUUUUUCUGGAGUAGACAAUUAAAUCUCUCCUUGUAGUUGAGCACUCACUCAAUGCCUGGCAACAGAAAAUAUCAAUGGUGGGUUGAAUAGGUGGGUACCGUAGUCCUUGUGUUGGCACAGUGGGGGACCCAGUUUUUGCACUGACUGUAUUUUAUUUUAUUUUUUUCCCCCCAAGAUUGCUUAAAAGUUAUUUUGAUAGGCUGUAAAGGUGUUCUGUCAGAAAUGGCACUUGAGCCUUCAAAUGAAUGCCAUCUGUUGUUUCUGUUUCACACAUGACUUUAGCUUUAUUUGAUGCCAUUUAGUAAGUUGGAUUGCUUUUGAGUGUAGCAUCUGAGUCAUCAUUUCGGGGG